CUCGCGAUAAGAUUGUCGCGUUGCGUAAAAAACCUCCCUGCGUCCCCUGCCCCGCCACAGACACAGCGAAGAUGGAGGAAUCCGCGCGACUGUCGGCGGUGGACUACGUCGUGUUCGUCGCCCUCCUCGCCGCCUCCCUCCUCAUCGGCCUCGUCCACGCCAUCUACAGCAAGCGGAAGUCCGCCCGGGACCUCCUGGUCGCCUCCAAAGGGGAGCUGGGCGUCUUCUCCAUCGGACUCUCCAUCUCCGCCAGCUAUCUCUCCGCCGUCACCAUCUUGGGGACCCCGUCCGAGGUCUACACUUACGGCGUGGAAUACUGGCAGGGGAUGCUGGGGAUCCCGAUCGCCGCGAUCUGCGCCUCGUACCUCUUCAUGCCCAUCUUUUACCCCCUCAAGAUCACCAGCAUCUACGAGUACCUGGAGCUUCGAUACCGAGGGAAGGCGGUGCGGGUGAUGGGCUGCGUCUCCUUCAUGAUCACGGAGACGCUGUCGCUGGGGAUCGCGACGUACGCGCCGGCCCUGGCCAUCAGCGCGGUGACGGGGAUGCCCGAGUAUGCCUCCAUCCUUCUCUCCUUCGCCGUCUGCAUCCUCUACACUUCCAUCCGACAGCUACGGCCUGAAAUGGUUGAUGACUUCGGUGCUCUCUCCCCCGGCCUCGAACCCCUUCAACCCAACCCAUUCACUUCCCACCCCUGCCAUAAUCCUAGUCGCGACGCAAAGCGAACCCACGACGACCUCCCUCCCAACCGGUGCUCACCCCCGCACGUCUUGCAGGGAGGCCUCCGGACGGUGGUGUGGACGGACGUCCUCCAGUCCGUGUUCAUGUUCGUGGGACUCUUGUGCGUGAUCAUCAUCGGGGCAGACCACGCCGGGGGAAUGUCUCGAGUCUGGGGCAAGGCCGAAGAAAGCGGCAGAAUCAACUUCUUAGACUUCGGAGCGGACCCGUUCCAGCGCCAGAACGUCUGGAGCCUCGUGUCGAACUUCGUGAUCCUCUGGACGGCCGCCCUGGGAUGCAGACAGGCCUCCCUGCAGCGACACUGGAGCUCCCCGACGCUCUCCAGGGCUCGAAUGGCGGUGUACCUGAGUCUCCCCGGAACCCUGCUGAUCAUCUCCUGCGCCUGCCUGGCGGGCCUGGUCGUCUACGGCAAUUACGCGGACUGCGACCCGAAGACGAACGGAGACAUCGAGAAGAUCGACGAGAUCGUGCCCUACUUCAUUCUUCAGCACAUGGGGGAUCUGAAGGGACUUCCGGGGCUCUUCGUCGCUUCUCUCUUCGGGGGUGCUCUCAGCACGAUGUCCUCCAUUCUCAAUUCCAUCCCGGCCGUGACGAUGGAGGAUAUCGUCCUUCAGAUUUGGAAGGGGAAGCAGUUCUCAGAGAGACAAAGGAAACUCCUCGUUCGCCUCCUCAGCGUGGGUUUCGGAGGGCUGGGGGUGGGGGUGGCGUUGGGGGUGGCCCAACUGCAGGGGAUCUUGCAGGUCUGCCUCUCCCUCAUCGGGAUCAUGAAUGGACCCAUCCUCGGCCUCUUCGUCGCCUCCAUCUUCCUCCCCUUCGUCAACACGUUGGGAGCGUGUCUGGGGACAAUCACUGGGACGGUGAUGUCUGCUUGGAUCGGGAUGGGAGGAUGGAUCCUCGAGGUCACAGCCACUUCCUCUGCCCUCGCCUUCUCCACUGAAGGAUGCGAGCUGCUCAAUCGCUCGUCUCACGCCUUCUACGGGUCAGCUUCCGACGUCUCCUUGGCUCCGAGGCGAUUGCGGACGCCUGACUUACUGAGGCGGCCAGCGGAGGGAUACGAGCAGGUCUACACCAUUUCGUAUCUGCUGCUGCCUCACAUCGGCCUGGGCAUCACGCUCCUCGUCAGCAUCGUCGUCAGUCUCCUCUCAGGUGGACAUAAGGAAAUAGGAGACAUAGACGAGAAGUUGGUGAACGGCACCGUCCUCAGACUCUUCUCUGGCUGCCGAAAAUCCAACAAGGAUCCGAUGUCGAGUAGUGAAAAGGGUGUAGACUUGGAGCGGUUUUAAAUCUUGACCGAUAUACGAUAUUUAGGUUCAAAUGAUGACACCAGGAUUUAUCUCAUGCCACAAUUCUGGCUGAAAACGUGCCCGCUUCAGCGUUGGACGUCCCUUCAAUGGAAGAAGCCAACUUCACGUUACAGCGCACCCAAUCUUCCGCAAGCCCUGAUACCAAUUUACGCAUGCAACUCUACUCCGGUGUACCUAGGAUUUAAAUACGAUUCUACGACAACGAUUUCGUGAUGUAUAUACGAUUUUUGGUCGAAUUCGUUGUUUUCGGUUGACUGGCCCGAGUAGAUUGUAGGUAUACGUAAUGAAGCCAUAACUAGGUUUUAAUUAUAGGAUGUUUCUUGAUGUAUAAAGCAUUUAUGAUGAGUUUAUUCCUUGGAGGUAGUGAAAAAAGACGAUGGAUUGCUAACAUUUGCGCGGGGAUUUUCCGAGAGGCCCAAAUGCUGCCACACCUCGCAGUCUUCUCGCUCUCAGAAUCAUAUCCAGACUGACUUAUUAUGGCCCUUCGAAAUGCAAAUGG
This is a messenger RNA of Darwinula stevensoni, 2538 nucleotides long. The record is from the annotation of a GenBank genome assembly. NCBI's taxonomy places the organism in Eukaryota, Metazoa, Arthropoda, Ostracoda, Podocopida, Darwinulidae.